UCCGCAGAUCUCAGAGAGCCCCAGACUGAGGGAAGCAUGGACGUGUGGAGAGGGGAUGCCUCGCUGGGGACUGCUGCUGCUGCUCUGGGGCUCCUGCACCUGCGCUCUCCCGACAGACACCAUCACCUUUAAACGGAUCUCCCUUAAGAGAAUGCCCUCAAUCCGAGAAAGCCUGAAGGAACGAGGUGUGGAUAUGGCCAGGCUUGGACCUGAGAGGAUGGCCCUUGUCAACGUCACCUCCUCUGUGAUCCUCACCAAUUACAUGGACACCCAGUACUAUGGUGAGAUUGGCAUCGGCACCCCACCCCAGAUCUUCAAAGUUGUCUUUGACACUGGUUCGUCCAAUGUUUGGGUCCCGUCCUCCAAGUGCAGCCGUCUCUACACUGCCUGUGCGUAUCACAAGCUCUUCGAUGCUUCGGAUUCCUCCAGCUAUAAGCACAACGGGACGGAACUUACCCUCCGCUAUUCAACAGGAACAGUCAGUGGCUUUCUGAGCCAGGACGUCAUCACUGUGGGUGGAAUCACGGUGACGCAGACAUUUGGAGAGGUCACGGAGAUGCCCGCCUUACCCUUCAUGCUGGCUGAGUUUGAUGGGGUUGUGGGCAUGGGCUUCAUUGAACAGGCCAUUGGCAGGGUCACCCCUCUCUUCGACAACAUCAUCUCCCAAGGGGUGCUAAAAGAAGAUGUCUUCUCUUUCUACUAUAACAGAGAUUCCGAGAAUUCCCAAUCGCUGGGAGGACAGAUUGUGCUGGGAGGCAGCGACCCACAGCAUUAUGAAGGGAAUUUCCACUAUAUCAACCUCAUCAGGACUGGCCUCUGGCAGAUUCCAAUGAAGGGGGUGUCUGUGGGGUCAUCCACCUUGCUCUGUGAGGACGGCUGCCUGGCACUGGUGGACACGGGUGCAUCCUACAUCUCGGGUUCUACCAGCUCCAUAGAGAAGCUCAUGGAGGCUCUGGGGGCCAAGAAGAGGCUGUUUGAUUACGUUGUGAAGUGUAACGAGGGCCCUACACUCCCGGACAUCGCUUUCCACCUGGGCGGCAAAGAAUACACGCUCACCAGCGCGGACUAUGUAUUUCAGGAAUCCUACAGCAGUAAAAAGCUGUGCACACUGGCCAUCCACGCCAUGGAUAUCCCACCACCCACUGGACCCACCUGGGCCCUGGGCGCCACCUUUAUCCGAAAGUUCUACACAGAGUUUGAUCGUCGUAACAACCGCAUUGGCUUCGCCUUGGCCCGCUGAGGCCCUCUGCUGCCCAGGCAGGCCCUGCCUUCAGCCCUGGCCCAGAGCUGGAACACUCUCUGGGAUGCCCCUCUGCCUGGGCUUAUGCCGUCACGUGGAGGCACCGGGUAUGGAGCUCCUGCUGGAGGCGUGCCCUGACCCCUGCACCAGCCCUUCCCUGCUUUGAAGACAAACAGAAUAAAGACUUCAUGUUCACAGCC
Saimiri boliviensis boliviensis (Bolivian squirrel monkey) is the source of this 1440-nucleotide messenger RNA. RefSeq names its product renin (gene REN). Lineage: Eukaryota; Metazoa; Chordata; Mammalia; Primates; Cebidae. The record is from RefSeq and is a predicted model, not a curated record. Gene Ontology annotation, biological process: angiotensin maturation. Gene Ontology annotation, molecular function: aspartic-type endopeptidase activity.